Messenger RNA from Xiphias gladius (swordfish), 1730 nucleotides. It is a transcript of the gene fam53b, whose product is annotated as family with sequence similarity 53 member B. Bases 352 to 1623 code for a protein of 423 amino acids. Gene Ontology annotation, cellular component: nucleus. The transcript is spliced from 5 exons. The record is from RefSeq and is a predicted model, not a curated record. NCBI's taxonomy places the organism in Eukaryota, Metazoa, Chordata, Actinopteri, Istiophoriformes, Xiphiidae. Gene Ontology annotation, biological process: positive regulation of canonical Wnt signaling pathway; protein import into nucleus.
UAGCGUGCAAUCUUGGACAGUAGUGCACUGGGGCAAUGUUGUAGUUUGCAGGAGCUGCCUGGAGCAGGACGUGAAGUGAGCGUCUCGCUUUGCUUCCUGCCCGACGCCUUGCCGUGUCUUUUUUUUUUGCUAAAACAAAACUCGGCAUGGUUCAGCGAAACUAACCAGCCGCCCCGGUGCUGUUGGAGAUCCGAAGGGGCUCACCGUGAUGCUUGAUUGGGCCAAGGAGUGAAACACAUUCCUGGAGGAGCUGAGGGCUCUUAAGCUUAUGAGAAACCAGCCUGCUCACACCAUGCCCGUCAAGAUGGCCUCCAGCUUUUCUUGCCCUCACUGGAAUGACUUGGUACAAGGAUGUGUUUUGCCAUGGUAAUCAUUUACAAGAAAACACUGGAAAAGAAGGGUGCCGAUGAUGUAACAUCCAAAAGUACAGACUUGGGCCUGUUCCAGGCACAGACCAUGAGCCAGGGGACUGCACUUUUCUCUUGUGGACUCAUGGAGACAAGUCGGUGGCAUGAGAUGGGUAAUAGUUGUGCCAUACAGCAGAGGCCAGUUGGGACCAGCCUGGAGAGCCUGUGGGACGUCCUGCCUGAGGUUCACAAGAGUUCAGCCCACUGGGAUUGGGAUGUUGGCUCCACUUCAAGCACAAUCACCAGCUUGUUGCAGGACCUUAGCCUGACAGAGGCUGCGUCCUCGCACUCGACCGCCCCCCCCAGCAAGCGGCAGUGCCGGUCCCUAUCUUGCUCAGACGAGCUCGGUGGUUGCCGUUCUACCUGGCGCCCUCAGAGCUCCCGUGUGUGGACAACUGUGGAGAAGAGGAGGUGCCACAGUGGAGGCAGCGUCCAGCGCAGCGGCGUUGGGAACUCGCAGCUCGGCUUUCCAGCCAUGCAGCGUAGCUCCAGCUUCAGCCUGCCUGCCCGCUCCAACACCCUGGAGCUGCCCUGCUUCACCCAGCGUCUCCCCUGCCCCUCAGCUUUCACUGGUCUAACACCCUCCUCCUCCAUGCCCCUGUCCUCCGAGCCCUCAGCGCCGCCCCUCUACCUCUCUCAUGAACAGAUCUGCCUCCCUGAGCCCCGUGGACCCUCUCCACCCAGCUCCCCUGACUCCACUCCAGAGCUGGAGCGUCGUGGUGGACAGGGUGGUCUCGCCCGCAGUCGCUCACAGCCGUGCGUCCUCAACGACAAGAAGAUCGGUGUGAAGCGCAGGAGACCAGCUGACACACACAAACAGAGGCCUUCAUUGGAUCUGGCAAAGAUGACCCAGAAACUUCGGAAUUUCCACAGCCUUAGCUGCCCUGGAAUCACAGGCGAAGACAGCUGCGAGUCCAGCCAGGCCCUCCCCACCCUCACGAGCAACGCUCAGUGCAACACUGACGACUCAUCUGCAAAUGAACACGUCUUGGAGGACGUUCAGCCUCAGACCAAAGAGGGCGAGAUCACCAGGAACGAGUCGUCAGACCCCACAAUUGAGGAGGUGGACUGGAACUCCACAGACUGCGGCGAUGUAACACCAGAGACGACGAAUGGGAAGGAAAAUGAGUCUCUGUGGGUGGGGCUGUGUAGCAUGAGGAAGGACGUGUACCAGCUCGGAGGCGAGCUCGACAUAGAACAAAUUGAGAGGAACUGAGCUGGACUGCCUUCCUCUUGGGGGAAGCUAAUUUAGGGGACUGAAUGUUUAUCACCAGGUGGUACAAUAAACAGUACUGAUAGUCUUAAGGACAAAGCAAGUGGAAA